This is a messenger RNA of Dermacentor albipictus, 4692 nucleotides long. Lineage: Eukaryota; Metazoa; Arthropoda; Arachnida; Ixodida; Ixodidae. The record is from RefSeq and is a predicted model, not a curated record.
GCGACACUAGGUGCCCUCAGUUGCAUAACUAUGAAAUCCAUAGAGAGAUGGCACCACUGUUGCCCGGGUAUAUAUAUGGGUGCUCGCAUGAAUAAAGGGUCUUGCGUCUGGUGUGAUAUGGGUUGACAUCUGUCUCGUUCUUCUGCUGGCCAACACUACAAUUUGGCGACGAGGAUGGGAUCCGCUGCACUUUCGCCGCCGCCGCUAUUCCUCGCUACCCCGGGCACUCCAGCCAUUCCAUGGCCCCGCUGGAUACGCCUCUUCGAGAACUUCCUUCUCGCGUCUGGAGCUGCCGACCUGCCUGCGUCCCGCCGCCGAGCUCUUUUGCUACACUGCUUGGGGCCGGAAGGACAACGCAUCUUCGAUGCACUCCCAUCGCCAACUGCGCCGAACGAAGCUGCUUCAGCCGCGCUCUCCGAGCAAGACGCCACAGCGACUAGUUCCCCAGACACAUACGACGUGGCCCGCGAGACGCUGGUCGACAUUUCGCCGACACGCGCAACGUUCGGCUGGAACGCAACCACUUCCGCGAACGCCGUCAGCUACACGGUGAGUGCAUCUCUGACUUCGCCCUCGCGCUUCGAGAACUGGCUGCCUCUUGCAAUUUCGGCGAGCAAGCAAACGAAAACAUGUGCGAUCAGUUCAUCACUGGCGUUGCAUCUCCGCAGUUACGUUCACGAUUGUUAUUGGAAGGAGACGCACACUUUCGAUCGUGCCGUCGAAAUUGCGCUACUUCGUGAGCGAGCUCAGCUCGAGUCUGAAGCCUUUGCUAACCCCAUUCAGCGCAUCAUACAACAGCCACGCCAACGUGACGCUUUUGGAAUGGCCAGACAAAAUAACCGGCGUUUCAGCGACAAUGGCACGCGCGUCCCAAGGCAAGCCCGCGUUCGUCAUGCUCUCCCGCCAACUUCAGACGCGGCCACCGCCGUUGUUCCGUACAGCGGAAAUUCAGGUGUCUGCGGUAAUUGCGGCACAGCAGGUUGCGAGCCGUCUGUGUGCCCCGCUCGCGGUAAGACCUGCUUCGCAUGCGGCCGCUGUGGCCACUUCAUGCGAGUCUGCCGUAGCAGCCGCAGCGCACGAGGACGACGCCCGGCUCGCGUCCGCGAAGUAGUUUCUGAACAGGACACGUCAGACGCCAUCAGCAUUCUCACUGUUUACGAAGAUAAGCCCACGGGUGUCUACAUUGAAGUGGCACUCACGCCAAUCAACUCCAAAUCGCAACCGCGCGUUGUGAUGUUCUUGGUCGACACUGGAUCCGCUGUGUCAAUUAUACGGGAACAAGAAUUCCGAAGCGUGUUCGAAGACAGCAUACAAUUGACCAGCUCUAAGCUUACUUUGUUGGACUUCCAACGCCGGAAGAUUCCUGUGCUGGGACAAUUUAAAGCUGGAAUCUCGUACAAGGAAAAAGCGGCCGUUAUAGCAAUUCAUGUCGCACCCAGAGGGACUUCUCUUCUUGGUCUGGACGCUGUGCAAGCUCUAGAGCUACAUAUUGUGGGUGCACAGCUACGUUGCCUGCACACGGCUGCCGAAGAAGGUUCAGGAGCCAUGCUGGACGGAACAGCCAAAACGGCACAGGAACAGCACAGCCCGCUAAGUCCACCAAAGUUCGGUAUGCCAGCUUUGCUAUGGGCAAAAUUUUGCCAUUUGUUCUCACCAGGCCUUGGACUUGCCAAGGGCAUUCAGCACAAUGUCAAGAUAAAGUCGUCAGCCUCUCCAGUCGUGCAAAAGCUCAGACGUUUGCCACUUUCUCUGCGCAAGCCGGUUAGCGACCAGCUUGAGCGUCUUCUUUCUGAUGAUGUCAUUGAAAGGGUUAACGCUUCCGAGUGGGUUUCUCCUAUAGUUGUAGUCCGCAAGAAGGACGACAGUAUCCGCCUCUGCGUUGACUUAAGAGAGCCUAACAAAGCGAUUGUCGUCGACAGCUUUCCCUUGCCCCAUACGGAAGAGCUUCUACACUCUCUAAAUGGAGCACGCCACUUUUCAAAGCUCGAUUUAGCUUCUGCCUAUUACCAGGUGCUGCUUCACCCAGAUAGCAGAGACCUCACUGCUUUCAUUAAGCACGAUGGCCUUUUUCGUUUCAAAAGGGUGUGUUUCGGACUGGCAUCAGCCCCAGCUGCGUUUCAACAACUCAUGACAACGGUCCUGCGAGGCUGCAAAGGGGUACUGUGCUACCUAGACGACAUCAUUAUCUUUAGCAGGACUGAAAAAGAGCAUUUGAGAAAUCUGGAGCAAGUUCUUCAACGAAUCACUGAAGCUGGACUUAAGCUCAAUGAUAAAUGCGUGUUUAAUGCAUCGGAGUUACCAUUUCUUGGGCAUCGCGUCAGCUCGGAAGGAAUAGCUCCCCUUCAAGCCAAGGUUGAUGCCAUUGUUCACGCUGCCACCCCCACAGACACAAGCAUGCUGCGUUCAUUUUUGGGCUUGGUUGAGUACUAUGCUAAGUUUAUUCCCCACCUGGCUGAAGAAGUAGAACCUAUGCGUAGGUUGCUUCGUAAGGAUGUACAUUUUGAAUGGGAUGACGCUGCCGAAAAGAGCUUUGCCAGGGUAAAGAAGCUGCUAUCAUCGCACAAGAUACUGCAAAUGUUCGAUCCGACGCUCCCCGUUAUUGUGGCCACAGAUGCGUCUGCUUAUGGCCUGGGAGCAGUACUACAACAGGCUCAUGGCCCACACACUCGGACUGUUGCAUUCGCAUCCCGAACUCUGACAGAAACGGAGCGGAAGUACUCAGCGGGAGAGCGGGAGGCCCUGGCGUGUCUGUGGGCAUGCGAAAAAUGGCACACUUAUCUCUGGGGACGACCAUUCACGUUGGUAACGGACCAUCAAGCCCUAGUAUCUCUACUUUCGACACAAAGCACAGGACAGCGACCACUUCGCAUCACAAGGUGGACCGCUCGUUUGCUUCGUUACAAUUUCACAGUUCAGUACAGACGUGGAGAAUACAACAAGGUAGCAGACGCUUUGUCCCGGCUGCCUGUUCCAGACACAGAAGAUGGCCUUCAGAUUGAAGAGGAAGUUGUGUCUCUGGUCACAUCUUCAGUUCAUGUCAAUGACCUUCGACUUGCUACAGCCGAGGAUUGCAAACUCCAGGAGGUUGUUCAUUUUGUUCAGACAUCAUGGCCAGCGAAGAAAUAUUUGACUGCUGAACUGACUCCUUACUAUGAGGUCCGGGAGGAAUUGUCAAUAGCAGAUGGUCUGCUUAUGCGCUCGGAGCGUAUUGUGGUUCCAGCCAAGCUCACUGCUACGUUUAUUCAGCUUGCCCAUGAAUCGCACCCGGGAAUUGUGAAGACCAAGCAACGUCUUCGUGAAAAGUACUGGUGGCCAGGUCUGGACAAACAAGUAGAGACUGCCAUCCGAAACUGCACGGUCUGUCAGUUGGCAGACAAAAGUGCUAAGAGCUAUUCCACUCCACUACAGCCAGUGGCCCUUCCAGAUAAACCUUGGAGCAAGAUAGCUAUUGAUAUUGUGGGCCCAUUUGAGCGUGCACCAGCCGACUGCCGUUUCGUUAUAUCGGUUGUUGAUUAUUUUUCCAAAUGGCCAGAAGUUGCUUUCUGCAGGGAUGUGUCUUCCACUAAAGUGAUGGACUUCCUCCUGUCAAUAUUUGCACGAGAAGGCUACCCCGACGAACUGGUCUCGGAUCAUGGACCACAAUUUACAUCCCGAGAAUUCGAGUCCUUUCUUCAAGACAGGGGCAUCAAGCACAGCUUCUCGGCUGUGUAUCACCCACAGGCAAAUGGACAGGUGGAAAGGUUCAACCGUGUGCUCAAAUCUUAUAUUCAGUUGGCCUUGCUAGAGCAGCGACCAGUGAAGAACACCGUUACAGAGUACUUGGGGAUCUUCAGAGUUACUCCUCACAGUACCACUGGCCUUUCUCCUGCAGUGCUUCUGCAUGGCCGGCACAUCAGGACAUCCUUGGACAUCAUCGGACAUCCCACCUCUAGCUUCUUCACGGACCCCGCUCUGGAGAUGUCCUCACUUCGGAAGAGGGUGAAAGAGCACCAGCGCAAAAACAAAGUGUACGCUGACCGACGAAGAGCAGCCCGAGUACCGCAGUUCCAAGUUGGGAAGUAUGUGCGCAUUAAGAAACCAACUCCUGGUCCGAAAGGUACUCCCAGCUUUGGACCUCCAAUGAAGAUCCUUAAGCGCAUCGGGCGUUGGUCCUUCUGCCUGGAAGACGGGCGAACUUGGAAUGCCUCACAGCUGACUGCAGUCCCAACGGGAGCAUCGCCACAACGUGCGGUACGAUGGGAUGACGACUACCAAACUGCGCCGCUACAUGGAGCACAAGCCUCUGCGCUGCCAAGUCCACGGACACCUGCCAGAACCUCUGGACAGUUGGAGCUAUCCCCGUCGAUAUCUUCAGAUCCAUCACAGCCACAGGGUCCAGUACGUGCAAGCCUUGCUUCAGAAGAUGGUGACAGUGCUUCCGUUGUCAUCGAAACUGCUGGCGAGCCGGCAGCGUUUCGUCGGUCCACAAGAGACAGAAGACCACCGGCAAGGUUGCAGGACUAUGUGCUUGGAUAUAAACAUUGACUGGCUUGUGAAUAUGUCUGUAUUAAGGAAGGGGUAGAUGUAGUGUCGUAGGGCGACACUAGGUGCCCUCAGUUGCAUAACUAUGAAAUCCAUAGAGAGAUGGCACCACUGUUGCCCGGGUAUAUAUAUGGGUGCUCGCAUGAAUAAAGGGUCUUGCGUCUGGUGUGA